Messenger RNA from Prorocentrum cordatum, 2943 nucleotides. The record is from the annotation of a GenBank genome assembly. Lineage: Eukaryota; Dinophyceae; Prorocentrales; Prorocentraceae.
GGCAAGGCCGAGGGGGCGUGCGAGGACCUCUACUUAGAAUCCAUCAAGGGCGACGACUCGGUGGAUGUUUUCUUGGAGUACCUCGGGGAGCGCUUUCCCAAGAUUGAAGUAUGGGAGUUACCCACGCUCCUGGAGACAUUAGCGAAGCCGGCAUGCAUCCGGCGCAAGUUUGAGGAGAUCCGCGAUUUCAGCAAUCGCUUCAACAGCAUAGUGACGAAGCUGAGAGCUAAGGACAUCCAGGUGCCCGACGAGGUCUUGGCCGACCGGUGCAUAAAUGGCGCCCGCCUGCCACCAGAGCGCGCAGCGAGCGUGCUCAACGGCGUGGGCAACGAGUUCAAUCCGACGAAGAUCCAGGAACAGCUAAUGAUUAAUUUGCCCAAAGUACCGGUUGUGGACGGCAACGCAGAGCAUCGCCGCGACAAAGGCGGGUACGGAGGUCACAAGAAGGACCGCAAGAAGGUGUACGCCGCGGAGGCCUAUGUCGAGGCCGAGAACGACGGCGCGUCCACCGACAGCUCCGAGGGCUACGACGACGACUUGCCGGACGAGCUGCAGGACGUGAUAGACGAGGCGGAGGAGCAGGUGGCUUUUUUCACCAAGAAGAUGGCGCGCGCCAAGGACGAGCUAGAUGAGGCCAAGCAGGCGCGCGGCUACUUCGACAUGCGAGACGGCGGGCAUCUGCCGAAGAAGGACGAUGCCAAGAUCGCCAAGAUGAAGGCGAGGACGCACCGUGGAGCUUGUGGCCAGAAGGGCCACUGGCGCGGCGACCCGCAGUGCUCCAAGAAGUACGACCCCAACGCGAGGGCCGACAUCCCGCGAAAGGGGAGUCACAAGACGAACCUGACUACGAACGACGGGACCGGCGACCCGCAGGACCCCCACGUCGCGGAGAUGACGGUCGCGGCGGCCCACCAUCAAGCGCAGCCGAGAGCGGCGCGACAUCGGAGGAAGGUCGCCUUCGGUAACGCGCCGCGCGGCGUCCCCGAGGAGGUGGCGGCCGCCUCGUUCUACAUUAACAAGGGCAACCAGUGCCACAUGGCCGCGACGGGUUCGGCGCUCAUUUACAUCCGCGUCGAAGACCUGCGAAAGGAGGCGGGCGGCAAGCUGACUUUCGACACUGCCUGCUCGCGGUGCGUCGGCGGCCUGGACUGGUACAACGACAUCAAGAAGAAGAUGGCGGCCUUCGACAUCCAGCCGAUCGAGUGCCCGGAGAAGGAGCCCUUCCGUUUCGGAGCGUCCAGGGUGGUGUACAGCCUCAAGGCGGCGCUGAUUCCUUGCUCGGUGAAUGGCAAGGCCUUCGCCGUGCGCAUGAGCGUCGUGCGCAGCGCCGUGCCUGGACUGUUCAGCCGCCAGACCCAGAGCGAGCUGGACGUUGUCUACCACGCAGGGGGCAACAACCUGGACAUCAAGUCCGUCAACGAGCACGGCGCCCAGAUGGGUUUGAGCCGCGCCGAACGCCCGACGCUCGAGAUCACAGGCUUCGCGCCAAACUACAAGCCCGUGUCGGACGUCUCGGACACCAAGACCGAGAUUCCGCUGCAUCCGUUUUCGACUUACCACGCUGAGACAGCCGUGGCCAGCGCCGCCAAGCCGGCAGCGCCCGAGCGCUGCGACCAAGGGGUCGCCUCGGAGGCCGACGAGUCUCAUUCGGAGAUUGACUGCGACGAGCUCGACGGCGCUGAACUGUUCGAGCAGCAGGUGCGCCAGGACGCGGAGUUAAACCAGACAGCGACCCUCAGCCACAACGUGUCCGAUUUCAGCAGCAAGCAAGCGGUAGUGGGCUACGAGACCAGCCAUCAGCACGGAGUCAGCUGCUCGAGUACGCCGACGCCGAGUGCUUCCCGCAUGCCGGCGAUCUCCAGCAUGCGGAUGGGGGACCUACAGGCGGAGGUGGCAAGCUACGCGUUGGAUGCGCGCGACGCGACGUGCGACCAGCUCCGCGUCAUCCUGCGCGCGCUGAGGGCCAAGGUGCAGGACAAGAUGCGCUUCGGCAAGAUGCGCAAGCACGAGCUCCAGGAGUUGCGCAGGAUGAAGGGCAUCGGUGUCGACCAGCACGCGACCGCGCCGGAGCUCAGGCAGCGCCUGAAGGGCUGGAAGGUCGAGAACGCGGUCAGCGGCGCUUCGAGCAACGUGGCCCAUCCACGCCCGCAGAUCACGGGGAACGACAGGGUGCGCUUCGGCAAGUACCCGACCGCGAACUACCGUCGGGUGCUCAAGAACGACUUGGGUUACGCACGGUGGGCGGUGUUGGAGCUGGAAAACGGCCGAGCGAGCCCGCUCCUGGCGCGCUUCGGCAGGUGGGUCAAGGCUCGCGGGGUGAGGCCGCUCGAGCCAGAGAAGCUCAAGACCACCAUCGAUGCGGUGAUGGCCGAGGAGGUUGUCCUGGACGACGAGUCGGCGACGCUGACGGCGACGACCCAGCGGGCCUCAGCAAGUCAAGGCAGCUGGACGGGUCACCGUCGCCCGAGGCCAGUCGAGGAGCACGAGAUGGACACCGGCGACCACGGCUUCCAGAAGGCGGGCGAGACCGACCAGGAGACGGAUGCGGCGUCUCCGCGCGAGAAGGCCAAGGGCAAGCGCGUCGGCCUACUCUACCAGGUCACGGGCUUGCUGAGCGCCUUCGAGUUUCAGGCGGUGCUCGCGGGCGUGGCGGACCACGCGAGGAACGCCAAGGAGAUCUACACCGUCCGGAGCCACGACGUGGACGCCAUGCAGGUGUUCGAGGGCGAAGGCGGCAUUGCCGAGGCGGCAGUGCGCCGCAACGCGACAGCCACGGAGGUGAUCGACCGCAUGCACGGCUGGGGCCUCCGCAAGCAGAAGGACCUCGAGAUGACGUGCGAGCGGUGCUAUGCAUCGAGGCCGAAGUUCGCGUCGAUCGAGCUCCCCUGCACCUACUACGCGAACACUACGCACCUCACCUUGCGCACGCCGCAGGGCAAGUAG